GCAUGCAUCCCCUUUAAAUGGUUAGACUGGUCACUCGUUUUAUAACCCUUUAUCCCUCAUGGUUAAAUUGCCAACCUUAGAGCACACAGUACUGUAUGAUUCUUCAUGGAAAACUGCAUAGAUGGCAGUAUUGUGAAACUUUGAUAUUUUUAAAUGAGGUGAACAAACAGUUGUAUUAGUCAUGGCAAGGGUGGAUGAUAUAUUCCAAGAAGGAUUAUUCUUAAGAUACUGAUGUUAUCCUCAUGACAAAUAAAAACUCUCUAUAAAAUAUUAUUUAAAUUAGACCCUCAGUUUGACCCAGGUUAAUAUCAAUCCUAAGCUCAAAGGCUACAUUUGGAGUGCUGUGGCGUUUUAGAGCCGCCAUAGGCUGUCAGAUCUGGGAAACUAGUCAAAACAAUAAGCAGCCAGGGCAAUUGUUUUUGCUGCCUACAGGAACACGCUCUGAGAAGAGACAAUGAAGCCUGCUGCUUACAAUUAUUUCCGUUGUAGGUUAUCAACCAAACAGGAUGCAUCAGUUUGAGCAAGCCUAACGACUCAUCACACUGCUUUGGCAUUUGGACGUCAUACGAACAAUUUCUUCUCUAUUCUCAGAGAUGAACUGAAAAUUUACGAACGAUAGGCAGUUUUUAUAUUGAUGAUAGUGACGGGAUGAUGCGCGUACUAAUUCUGAUGCUGUUCACUUUUGUCUCUGGCGGGACCAAUCGGGUGACCACAACGUGCACGGCUGAGGCUUGCCUUACAUUGCAUUUGGAGGAGGAACGUUUUGAAGAAGCUCAUAAGAACUGUAUCGAUAAUGGCGGUAAUUUGGUCACUAUGAGGAAUCACAAUGAAUUAGAGAUCGUGAAAUCAGCUCUUUUAGCAUCAGGAGAACGCUCCGUACGCCACUCUAAACUUUGGAUAGGACUUGAAUUGGUCAAAGGAAACUGUACUAAUUUCAAUGAGGAGUUGCAUGGCUACAAAUGGACGUCGGAGCCAAGAGUUUCCAAAUAUUCCAACUGGAAAAAGAACCCUUCGAGUACGUGCACGGAAAAGCGGUGCGUGUCGGUGUCGUUACUGGAUGAUCUGAAAUGGACAGAUGGCACGUGCCGAGACAGCGCCUUUUAUAUGUGUACAUUUCUUUCCAAAGGCAUGUGCAAACCCAUUGCGUUGGACGAACCAGGUGAUGUCAGUUAUAAUCUUCCAUUUUUAACAAAACCCCUCAAUCAGAAUGACGGGUUGUCAAUGCUACCACAUGGAACAUGGGCUGAAAUACAGUGCAAUGGGUCAGAGGGUGAUGGAACUUUUAUCUCUUUGUGUGACAACAAAAAUGGUCCUUUUGACUGGACAAAUUCAGAGCGCUUUUGCGCACGGGAUAAAAGAAGUUGCAAACAUAAAAACGGUGGUUGCGAUCAUCUUUGUUUAGAGACUAAUGCGGCAGGUGUGCGUUGUGAAUGUCGGGAGGGUUAUUAUCUGACGGAUGAUAGAGUUAGUUGCGCUCUCAGAAACAACUGCGAAAAUUCACCGUGCGAAUCGAAGUGCGUAUCGACAGCCACUGGGUUUUCGUGCGCAUGUCCGGAUGGAUUUCAGCUGGCACGAGACAACAUCAGCUGCGUUGAUAUCGACGAAUGCAGUCAAAGCAUCUGCGGCGAACACAAGUGUCGCAACAAUCCGGGAAGCUACUUUUGUGUGUGUAAACCAGGUUUCAGGCUUUUAGCUGGGAAAUGCGAAGACGUGGACGAAUGCACCGAAUUCAGAUGUGACCAGGGCUGUCUCAAUUCACAGGGUUCAUUCUCAUGUUACUGUCACGCAGGUUACAGUUCAUCAUUGGACGAUAGUGGGACAUGUAUAGAUAUAGAUGAAUGUCUCAAUAAGCCGUGCGAAGACAUCUGCUUUAAUACUUUGGGAAGUUAUAGGUGUUCGUGCAGGCAAAACUUCACUUUAGCUGAAAAUGGCAUAAGCUGCGUCCCGGAUCCAACAGAGAAACCACACAACAGGCCUAGUCCAACAUCCCAAAACCACGAAGAGGCACUCAUAACAGAACUGAAUCAGUUAGCUGACGCCCAUGGACCCUCAGCAAUCAAUCCCCUUUUACGCAACGAGACAAAUACUAAAACAGACUCUAGUAAACGUUCAGAAAGUUUCCUCGGCAGUUCUUGGAUUUUGCUGUGUGUCUUGGGUUCAGUUAUUUUAUUGCUUAUGCUCAUUGUGCUCACGUCAGUCUUUGUCAUCUACCGAUGGAAACGCUCAAAAAAAGCCAUUAAGAAAAAUGCCACUGCUGAUAACUAUUGCUGGGUUUCAUCUGGAUUAGAUCAUCUAGAAAAAGAGCAACGCUGAUUUUUUUUUUUAUUAUUAUUAUUUUGUAAGACGAUGUGUACAUUAAAGGAAUCGUUCUCCCAAAAAUACUUUCAUCAUUUACUCGCCCUCAUGCCAUCCCAGAUGUGUAUGACUUUUGUUCUCCUGCAGAACAUAAAUUAAGAUUUUUAGAAAAAAAAAAAAAAAAAAAAGUCUCAACUCUGUAGGUCCAUUCAAUGCAAGUGAAUGGUAGCCAGAACUUUGAAGCUCCAAAAAGCACAUAAAGGCAGCAUAAAAGUAAUCCAUAAGACUCCGGUGGGUAAAUCCAUGUCUUCAGAAGCGAUAUAAAAGAUGUGGGUGAGAAACAGUUCAAUAUUUAAGUACUUUUUACUAUAAAUUCUACUCCCUGCCCUGUAGGUGGCGAUGUGCGCAAAGAAUGUGAAUCACCAAAAACAAAAGAAGAAGAAUGUGAAAUUGAAAGUGGAGAUUUAUAGUAAAAAAGGACUAAAAUAUUAAUCUGUUUCUCACCCACACCUGUCCUAUCGCCUCUGAAGAAAUUGAUUUAAAUGCUGGAGUCGUAUGGAUUACUUUUGUGCUGCCUUUUUGUGUGUUUUUGAGCAUCAAUAAGCAUCGUUUGAGCAUCUGGCCAUCAUUCACGUGCAUUAAAUAGACCAACAUAGCUCAGAUAUUAUUAUUUUUUAAGUUUUCGUUUGCGUUCAGCAGAAUCAAAAAGUCAUACACCUCUGGGGUGGCAUGAGGGUGAGCACAAGAUGAGAGAAAUUUCAUUUUUAGGUGAACUAUUCCUUUAAAUGUGAAUGUGUAAUGUGAGAUUUUACAUAGAGAAGAUGGGCUAUUGUUUGCAUGCUGAAGUUGUCAUGGGCUGUCUCAGUAACUACAAGGUUUUGAGUCAAACAGCAAAUUACACAAAUGCAUGUUUUCUCUAGCAGUGGUUUUGUAAAUUGAUUUAGUUCAAAUAUGUCUUAUUUGAAUAACUGAAGUGAAUUCUGUCCUCUAAACUUAAAUUCCAGCAUCAUAAUAUGUUGGUAAUAGUAAUGAGAAGUAAUUAAGUUAAAACAAUUAAUGGCAUACACUAAGGCAAGAGUCAACAACAUAAUGAUGGUAGAUUUUAAGGGUGUGCUGUUUGGUGGCAAGUUGUCACCAGUGUUGGGUAAAAGUUUCUCAAAAUAAGUAAUCCACUACAAAUUACUAAUAAGUUUACUUCUCUAAAAUUGUAAUCAGGUUACUUUACUGAUUACUUCAUCAAAAAGCAAUGACACUAAUCAUUACUUUACUUUUAGUUUUCUUUCUAAAACACUUCAUAGGAAAGCUUUUGUUUUGUGUACAACAAAUUCUAAAUGUCUAUAUUUCUAUCAUGUCUAUAGUUCAUUGUCUCACCCUUCAGCUGUCUCAGAAACACAAACAGACAUACAUAUGAACAUUAAUUCAUAGUUUAAAUGUAUUAUAUGGCCUACAUAAUAUUGUAGUAACACUUUACAUUAAGGUUUCCUUUGUUAACAUUAGUUAAUGCAUUAGGUAUCUUGAAGUAGCAAUGAACAAUAUAUUUGUACAUAAUUUUUUAAUCUUGGUUAAUGUUAGUUUAUAAAAAUACAAUUGUUGAUUGUGUGUUCAUGGUUUAAUAACUAAUGUUAACAUACACAACUUUGUAUUUUGAAAUUAAGUAGAAUAAAUGUUGUAAAAGUAUUGUUUAUUGUAAAUUCAUAUUAACUUUAGUUAACAAAUUGUUAACAAAUGGAACCUUAUUGUAAAGUGUUACCAAUAGUAUUUUAGAAAUACAGUAUGUGUAAUAAGUAAUGUAGCCUACAUAAAAAUAAUUACUUUAUUCAGUAACUGUAAUCUGAUUACAAUCAUUUAAAAUGUUACACUUUAAUUCGUGAAAGUAAUUAAAUGCAAAUUAAUAGUUAAAGUUAUUAGAUUAUAUAACUAAUUACGUUGUAUUUGAAUUACACCCAACAUUUGAAGGCCUAUUUUAUACAAUUAUACAGUGUAUUAAUUACAAUUUCUGAUGGCCAAAACAAUGCUUUAAUAUUUUGUAUUUACUUUUUCAUUUUUAGCUGUUUCAUGCAUUGCUUUGUGUUUCAUAAUUGUUUAAAUUUAGCUGAACAUUCUAUUUAAUGACAUGUUACCAUGCAACAAAAUGCUGCUAUUGGGGAAUGUUGUCACAAAAGGUCAACAUGCACUAAAUGAACUGGUGGAAAUGUUUAAUAGACUUUUGAUGCCAAGACUUUAAAGUAUGUGUCAAUACAGAAAUUGACUUUGAGAAAUAUUCACUGGGGUAAAACAGUAAAAAGUGUGACAAUUCUCUCCAGUCUCCCCCUUCCUUAUAGCUCCAUGAGACUAACGACUAACUCCAGAGCACUAAAUGUAAAAAUUAUAUUAGAUUGUUUUUACUUUAUUAUUUGCUUGUUUUAUGCCAUUAUUGUAAAUAUUUUCUGUACAUUUUACUUGAGCAAAUAAAGUAGCUUAAAAUAAAACUCCACCUCCUGAUGUUACUGCAGUUCUCUAUUAUUAUAUAAUAUGAUUUCAAGCAAAAUGGCCUUAAAGUAGUCUCUACUUUACUAUGGGUAUCGGUAAUCUGCAAGCUACAAUUGUAAGUAAUAUCAAGUAAAAUUUGUAAGAAAUAACAAGUAAAUUGUAAGUAAUAUAUCUUCAAACAAGUGAGUAAAUAAUUAAUUGAUGACUGUGUAGAGGUACUAGCAAAGGUGUUGCUAGACCCUAUUUAGGAGGACUUCAGCCCCCCUAAAUUUCAUAUUAGCCCCUCUAAAAGUCUGUGACUUUGCAAACAGCACAAAUGUGUGAUUACCCAUUGUGAGCUCUUUAAACAACGGCAGCACUGCAAUUAUGUGCGAGACAUGGAUGGUGACUUUUCAUGCCUAU
This is a messenger RNA of Myxocyprinus asiaticus (Chinese sucker), 5166 nucleotides long. Its product is annotated as complement component C1q receptor. The record is from RefSeq and is a predicted model, not a curated record. The coding region runs from base 649 to 2313 and encodes 554 amino acids. Gene Ontology annotation, molecular function: calcium ion binding. NCBI's taxonomy places the organism in Eukaryota, Metazoa, Chordata, Actinopteri, Cypriniformes, Catostomidae. The transcript has a single exon.